AUUGAUUUUAUUCCACAUGAAAGUUUAUCUUCCUUCACACACCUGUCUUUUUACUGAGAAUUUAUUCUCUGUCAAGCUUCCAAAAAUUCCAUUUUAAAUAACUUUCAAAUUUCAAAACAUUCAUAUCAUCUCCAACGUAUUAAUUAAUUAAACUCCUGCGAAAUAUCAGGAACCACCACAUUUUUCAAAUUUCUGUUGCAACCAAAAAUGUGGUGCGGAGGCAAGUCUGCAAAAUGUGCAAGAGAUGGAUCGGUUCCCGUACACCUCAAUGUGUAUGAUCUCACACCCAUGAACGGUUACGCUUAUUGGCUCGGUAUCGGUGUCUACCACUCGGGAGUGCAAGUUCACGGAGUUGAAUAUGCAUUCGGAUCUCAUGAACAUUCGAGUACUGGAAUCUUCGAGGGAGAACCGAAGCGUUGUGAUGGAUUUACGUUUAGGAAGCAAAUUUUGAUAGGGUUUACGGAGAAGAAUAGGAGAGAGGUUAGACGAGUGAUGGAAGAUCUCGCUGAAGAUUACAAAGGAAUUUCGUAUAAUCUCAUUACGAAAAACUGUAAUCAUUUUUGCAAUGAUGCGUGUGUUAGACUCACGGGAAACACGAUUCCCCGUUGGAUCAAUCGUCUAGCCAGAAUAGGUUCUUUGUGCAAUUGUAUAAUUCCUGCGAGUUUAAGCACGAUUAAAGUAGGAAUCGAAGAUAACAAAGUGUGUAAUGAUGGAGAAAUUAGGAAGAAACUAAGGAGUCGAUCAACGCGAUUCUAUUCGUCUUCAGGUUCUUCAUCGGAGAAAUCAUCGUUUGAUUCACCGCCAAUUGCUCGGGCUAGAAGUUACCGGAGUAUGAGUUAUCGCGCUACAUCUUUUCCUCUGAUUCGUAGUUCUUCAUCUUCUUCGUCAUCUUAGCAUUAUGGAGUUGCAUUUUGUUGUUUAAUUAAUUAAGUUCGUCUUUAUAAUUGUUCUAAAGGAAUUGAUAAUUAAUUACUCUUGUAGAUUUGAUUUAUGAAUGGAUUAACUUUAUCCAUGUUUAAA
Molecule: messenger RNA, 1020 nt
Organism: Helianthus annuus (common sunflower)
Lineage: Eukaryota; Viridiplantae; Streptophyta; Magnoliopsida; Asterales; Asteraceae
Product: deSI-like protein At4g17486
Exons: 3
Coding region: 208-894 (228 amino acids)
Biological process (GO): protein deubiquitination
Molecular function (GO): deubiquitinase activity
Source: RefSeq, a predicted model, not a curated record